AUGUCUGAACAAGCGAGCAAAGAACGGGAAUGUGAAAAUGACGGGGAGGGGGAGAAGGAGGAGAAACAGCUCCCACAAACAGAAUCCCUCUCCCGAGAAAAUAUCCACGUGGAGCUCACCAGCGCCCCACUCUCCAUCGCACAAGUCAUGGACAGGGUCAGAUCCCCAAAAGCUGGAGCUCUCGUUUUAUUCGCUGGUAUUCACUCUUUUCCUUUCAUUCUUCCUUUCUUCCCUCAACUAACGAAGGGGGGGGGGGGGGGUCCAGGAACGACCCGCGAUAGCUUUGACGACAAACCCGUCGCGCACCUCUCCUACACCGCCUACACCUCCCGAGCCCUAGCGACCAUGAUGUCCGUAUCCGAGGAGGUCAUGCAGAAGCAAGGGUUGAUCGCCAUAUGCAUCGUCCACAGGGUGGGCGAGGUGCCCAUCGGCGAGGAGAGUGUGCUGAUCGCCGUCGCAGGUAAGCAUCGGGGGGAGGCUUGGCGCGGCGGGGAGGAGGCACUGGAGAAGGUUAAGGAGAGGGUGGAGGUUUGGAAGAUGGAGAAGUUUGAGGAUGGGGGUGGGGUUUGGAGGAGUAAUCGGGAUGGGAGGGCUGGGGUUAGGGUUGAUGAGGAUGGUUGA
Molecule: messenger RNA, 621 nt
Organism: Tuber aestivum (summer truffle)
Lineage: Eukaryota; Fungi; Ascomycota; Pezizomycetes; Pezizales; Tuberaceae
Source: the annotation of a GenBank genome assembly